This is a messenger RNA of Eimeria acervulina, 3123 nucleotides long. RefSeq names its product ubiquitin carboxyl-terminal hydrolase domain-containing protein, putative. The record is from RefSeq and is a predicted model, not a curated record. Gene Ontology annotation, biological process: protein deubiquitination. The transcript is spliced from 4 exons. NCBI's taxonomy places the organism in Eukaryota, Apicomplexa, Conoidasida, Eucoccidiorida, Eimeriidae. Gene Ontology annotation, cellular component: nucleus; cytosol. Bases 1 to 3123 code for a protein of 1040 amino acids. Gene Ontology annotation, molecular function: cysteine-type deubiquitinase activity; cysteine-type endopeptidase activity.
AUGCGGGGCUCAAGCCGGGCCUCCGCCGCCCGCUAUAAGGGCAUUACUCUGCAGUGGCUGUCUCCAUCUGUCUCCUCUGUCUCUAAGACUUAUCCUCUUCAUCUAAUAAACUCUCAGGCUCUUGCUGCUACCCGUACGUUUUCUACUUUGUAUGCUCCUUCUUCAGGGGGCCCCCUGACUUACCAGGGGGCCCCCAACAAACGCAGCGCAGACAAAGGGGGCCCCCUUAAUCUCAAUGAGGCCCUCACAUGCGGAGGCCCGGCUGAUGCCGUUAACCCCCAAGACACGCCAAUCAACUUUCAGGUCUCGCAGAUUCUGGCGGAGAUGACACGGGCCCCCCUUCUUCAGGAUAGCAGCAGCAGCAGCAGCAGCAGCAACAGCAGCAGCAGCACCGCCACCACCACCGAUAACAGCGCCAGCGAUAGCAGCAGCAGCAGCAGCAGGGGCGGCAUAAGGGGGACAAGGCGCAGCACCAGGGGCCCGAAAGGAAGGCUACCUCCCUCCUCCGCAGCAGCCACUGCAGCAGCAGCAGCAGCAACAGCAGCAGCAGCUCCGCCUAUCUCCAGCUCAGGGGGCCCCCGAGGCCACCGGCGAUGCUGCAGGGCUUCGGCAGCAGGGGCCCCCGAGGGGGCCCCUGGGGCCCCUGUGGAGACCAGUGAAGAGGCGGUUGGUGGGGGUAGCAUGGGGCGUUCGUCUGCUGCUGCUGCUGCUGCUGCUUGCUGCGGGGGUGCUCAGAGGCCGCUGAAGAGGGUUAAGAGAGAGCCUAGACACCGGGUGCUUAACCCUGCUGCCUUUAUAAAACAAAUGCGUCUUAUUAACUCCGAAUUUCAAGAAGGCAGGGAGCUGGACGUGGAGGAGAUAUGGCGGUUUCUGAUCGAGCAGAUUUUUGCGGAGCUUCAGCCCCUGCAAAGCCCAGCAUAUAGCAGCAGCAGCAGCAGCAGCGGCACAGCAGCAGCAGCAACUGCAGCAGCAGCAGCAGCGACGGGUGUCGGCAGCAAUUUGCUGCCUUGCCUUGCAAUCUCAUCAGGUGCUGCUCCAGUUAAAGGCGGAGAAAGAAGGUCUCCUUUAAGUGUAAGAAUAAAGGAGGAGGGGCCCCCCUAUAGAGAUGGGGGCCCCUCGGCCUGCGGCCGCAACGGGAGACUGCUCGAAGCAGCAGCAGCAGCAGCAGCAGCAGCAGCAGCAGCAGCAACGCGCCGGCGUGUCUCCAAGCGCUGCAGGAGAGGCAGCAGCAGCAGCAGCAGCAGCAACAGCAACAGCGGGAGGGACAGCACCGCAUGGAGGGGUCCUGAGGGCGAGGGUGUAUCUAAGCAGUGUGCUAUAUCUUCGCCAGCAGCAGCAGGAGAAGCAGCAGAAGCAGCAGCAGCAGCAGCAGCAGCAGCAGGUGGUAGUGGUAGUGGUUAUUCCUCUCCGCUUUUGCUGUACAAGAGCGAGGAGGGCCCAGGAGACUGUCUCCUUGAAGAGCAGAGAAGGGUAGGGGGCCCCCACGAUGAAUGUAAGCUGCUGCUGACGGCGCUGUCUCCAAGCCCCUCUUCACUACGUGUUAGCAGCGCCGGCAGCAGCUGCAGCAGCAGCAGACGCUGCAGCAGGUCGGCGUCCCUCAAUGCUGCUGCAGAAGCACCAGAAACAGCAGCAGCAGCAGCAACAGCACCGGCUGCUGCUGCUGCUGCGGCUGCUACUGAGCGCCAGCAAGCAGCAAACCUCCUUGCAAGGCGGUUGCAUGAUGCGCUGUCAGGAGAGCUGCUGCAUGUGGCUGUCCCUUGCUGCUGCUGCCCACAGCAGCAGCAGCAGCAACAACAGCAACAGCAGCAGCAGCAGGUAGAGCCCUUCUGCGGGGUGCUGCCUCUGAGGAUGCCCGAGAGGAGUCGCUUCAUGGGCAGCAGAAGCAGCAGCAGCAGCAGCAGCAGCAGCGGCAGCAGCAGCAAACUGGAGCCCGUUACCCUCUCCGAGUGUUUGCGCUUAACGCUAACUCAUGGCUGCGGCCUAUCUCCUCCUCAGGAGACCCUAAACAAGCAAUCUGCUGCAAGCGAAAGGAGACAGUCGCCGCAGAAGGGCCCCCCGGGGGGCCCCCUACCUGCCCCUGAGGGCCCCCCGACGUCUCGAGUCUCAGGCGCGCGAACAAGGGCAGCAACUGCAGCAGCAGCGGCAGCUGCUGCUGCUGCUGCUGCUUCUACUGCAGCACCCGAUAGUGCAGCAGCAACAGCAGCAGCAGAAGCUACAGCUGCUGCUGUUGAACAGGAGCCGUUUUGUCAGCGCUGCAAUGCACCCCACCGCAAGACCCUCCUGCAGCGGCUGCCUCCGCUUGUGCUGCUGCAGUUGCCGCGAAGCACUCAUUCUCUGCGGAGCAGCAGCAGCAGCAGUAGCAGGCCCUCGCGAGCAGGCAGCGUGAAGAUAAAGGCCCAUGUUGACUUCCCUCUGGAGCUGCAGAGUCUCCUUGUCCCUUAUCUCGCAGAAUCUGCAUGCAGCAGCAACAGCAGCAGCAGCAGCAACAGCAGCAGCAGCAGCAGUGGGGUUGCAGAGAACGUAGUUCCUAGGCGUCGUGUGGGCUGUCGCUCUUCGACUGCCUCAGGUAGCAGCACUGUGAAGAGUGCAGAUGGAGGCCCCAAGGAGGGGGGCCCCCCUAUUGCACCCUUAGACCCUUCUGAACCCUAUAAAGGGGGGCCCCCCCCUUCAGUAGGGAGCUAUGGGCUAAGAGCAGUGAUAGAGCAUCAAGGUCGCUGCGGAGAUGGAGGGCAUUACGUGUGCUAUAGAAGAGGGUGGUAUGGGGGGCCCCCUGGGGGCCCCCCUACGACUUCAGGGGGCCCCCCUACUACUUCAGGGGGCCCCUCUGAAAGCGAAGAUGAUGUCUGGUGGGUUGUUAACGAUGUCUACGUAUCAAGGAGCUCCUGGGAAGAGGUAAGAAGAACUCAAGCUUAUCUUCUUCUUUAUGAACGUUCCAUAGAUCAACAGCAACUGCAGCAGCAGCAGCAGCAGCAGCAGCAGCAACUGCAGCAGCAGCAGCAGCAGGUGGUGCUGCUGCAGCAGCAGCAGCAGGCGCAGCGGGUUGAGGGGCCCAAGAGUAAAAGACCUAGGGCAAGCAAGGCUGUAAUUCGUAUACCCCGCAGGAGGCUUGGGGCCCCUCCCUGA